Messenger RNA from Asparagus officinalis (garden asparagus), 2954 nucleotides. RefSeq lists its product as uncharacterized. Lineage: Eukaryota; Viridiplantae; Streptophyta; Magnoliopsida; Asparagales; Asparagaceae. The record is from RefSeq and is a predicted model, not a curated record.
UACUGUUUCCUCAAUUUCUUUCUCCUCCUCCGAACCCGCUAACUCCAAACCCAACUCCUCUUCAUCAAAAUCCCCCUCUCGAUCUCUCGAUCCUCCGACGAAAGGGGGGCGACGGCGGAAUCUCCCACUCUUAUCCCCUGAAAUCGUCGCCCUCUACUAAACCCUAGAAACUCUAAGCCCCCAUUCUCUACCAAUCUAGGGUUUUCCCCGAUCUGCUCCUCUCAAAACCCUAAUUCUACUGAGAGCUGGAGAAACCCUAGGGAUCCUUCUCCCAAAUCGCAAUGGAGGCUUCCGCUGGCCGCGGCGGUUCCCUUCCCGUUCCCUCCUCCUCCUCUCAGCCUCCAAGAAAGGAAUGGCGCGCGGUACCCGAGGAUCAUCAUCAGGAGCAUUCUAGGCUGGGGCAAUCUGAUGAGAGAACUAUAUACGAGGAGGGAUCAGGUCGGUUCAGUGCAGACUUCUGUUCAAUCACAAUAGAUGGCAGUGGAGGGUUGAGCGACGAGAUACUGCAAAGUAAGCUUCAGGAGAUUAUGAAACAGAGGGAAGAGUUGCAGCAUGUUGAGAUUGAGCUUAGGGCGCAGGCCAUUGCGAGGGCGGAGAUCUUGGAGUUGCAAAACUGUUGCCAGGCACGGAUCAAGGAGCACUCAGAUGCAGCUUCUCAACUCAAGGAGCAACUAAAGGAGAAAGAACGACAUAUAGAAGAGCUAGAGAUGAAGUUGGAAGAGAAGGAUAGGGAGCUACGUGCCGUCAAACUCGACAAUGAAGCGGCUUGGGCUAAAGAUGAUCUUCUUAGGGAACAGAACAAAGAAUUGGCAACCUUCAGAAGAGAGCGUGAUAACUCAGAAGUAGAAAGAUCCCAACUUCUGAAACAAAUCCAUGAGCUUCAAGAGCUUAUCCAAGAAAAGGACAGCCAGAUUCUUGCAGUGGAGGAGCAGCAUAGAGCUGUACAGGAAAGUAUUCUUAUCAAGGACGAACACUUGAGGAAUGCGCAGACUUGGAUUGCUCGGGUUCAGGAAAUGGAUGCUUUGCAAUCAACAAAAAUGCAAGCUGAACUCCAAGAACGUACUGAACAGUUUAACCAAUAUUGGAUUGGUUUACAACGGCAGUUUGCAGAAGUGGAGCGGCAUCAUCUGCAAACUAUACAGCAGCUUCAACUAGAGCUGGCUGAGGUGAGGGAACGAAAUGGAAUAUGUAAAGAGGAUCCAGAAGUUACUCGUCAAAACUCUACAGAUUCAUCUUCUUAUAUUCAAACCAAGGGUAACCAAAUCAAUGCAAAUGAUGCUGGUGUCUCAAAUGGUAACUUGAGCUUCAUGUCUAAUGGAAAUCUUGAGGGUCAUCCUUAUACUUCAUCUUCUGAUGCAACAUCAAAGGCUGAAAAUGCUGCUGGCAUCGCUGUUGUUCCAUCUCCCAUAAUUGGGAUGGGUGCCUUUAUUCCUCAAAACCAGAUGACUGCACUGCAUCCAUUUGUUAUGCAUCCACAGGGUGUUCCUCAAUCUGUAUCAUCAAAUUCACAAAUUCCUCAGUCUCAUGCCGGACAUUUUCAGCCUAUGACUACAGUUAACCAACAUUGGCAGCAGCAGCAGGCAAUGCCAGAUGUCCCACGUAAUCCAAAUCAGAAUAGUAAUCGAUCAUCUCAAACAGAGCAGAAUCUUUUAGGAGAAGUAAUCCAUUCAGAGUACCCAAACACUCAUAUUGAGCAGCAGCAGAGAUCUAGUCCAGCAAUCAACGGAAUCAACAGAGAAGAGGUGGUGCUAGACUCAAAUAGUAAGCAGUAUCAGGCAUCUCAGGAGCCACAACAGGCAUCAAAUGCUAGUGCAACAUUUCAUCCGACACUAGUUUUUACCUCACCAGAACACAAAAGUGAGGUUAUGGUGCAGGAUCAGAUCACAGUCACUGCUAUCGAUCAACAACAAGAACAAUGGUCAGCUUCUAUUGCUAACAUUUCCGAUGUGCCAAGUCAGCAAGCAAAUUCCAACGAAACUGCAGAAUGCAACGAAAAAGUGGCAACCUUAGAUGAGAGAUCAUCCCCUACAGCACGAACAACAAAUCCAAUGUUACCCGCAAAGGCAACGGAACCUACUCUUUUAGAUGAAAGAUCACUUUUAGCUUGCAUUGUUCGUACAAUUCCAGCUGGAGCUGAAGGUCGAAUCAGGAUCAGUACCACGCUACCAAAUAGACUUGCGAAAAUGCUUGCACCUCUUCACUGGCAUGAUUACAAGAAAUGUUACGGCAAGCUUGAUGAUUUUGUGGCUCACCACCCUGAAUUAUUUGUUAUUGAAGGGGACUACAUACACCUGCGUGAAGGCGCUCAAGAAAUCAUAUCAGCAACUACAGCUUUUGCGAAAGUCGCUGCUGCUGCAUCAUCUGCUCCUUAUUCGCUGUUGUUUCCCUCUGUUGCUCUGACUCCUGUUGCACAGAGCAGUCGACAGAAAACUGGGGAUUCAUCUGACAAACAUUCACAGAUUUCAAAACGUACUCAGCAGUCAAAUGGUGUGGGCUUUAAUGUAGCUAAAGGGCUAUCUGAUAUGAAUGUAUCGGUUAAGUCUAAAAAUCUGCAGGAAGUUAAUGGCUUGUCUUCGGAAACUAGAAUACACAGUGCUGCUGGAAAUGGAACGAACAAGGGAUUGAGUAGAGGGAAACAACAAGCUAGGUCUGCAGGAGCGGGUAUUAUUUCAAGAAGAUAGAUUUGGAUGGUGUUGGCGGACAUUCACAAGGUGGAAGGGAAUGAAAUAUAUUUCACUUCUAAUUUCCUUGUGUUAUUUUUUGGUCUUUUUUGAGGUGGGCGGAAAAAUUGUUGUUGAUGCUGGUGACUGUUUCUAUUUGAAGUCAUUCUAUUGGAUCUUCUUAUAAAUUUCAUUGUGGAGGUUUUAUUUGCAAUUGACAAGGAGAAGUGAGACGGAAUUGGUAUCAUGAUAUUUCUGGAAGGGGUAUUAAUCAAUUAGUUCAUCUUAAAAUUA